GCUUGGGCGAGUUCACACUUCGGUAUCAUUAUUGAAGACGUCCGCACGACCACACCUCCAACUCUCAACAAACUCACACCGAUUGUCGCGGCCACGAUGGACGAUACCAUGAGCGAUGAACAUAGCUCGCGGAGCAACGACGACCAGGAUGAGGAGAGGCAGCACAAGAUCAUCAACGAAGAGUACAAGAUCUGGAAAAAGAACUCGGUCUUCCUCUACGAUAUGCUCUACGGGCGCGCGCUCGAGUGGCCUACACUCACCACACAAUGGCUGCCUGAUAAGAAGCCCGUCGACGGCACCAACAUGAGCCAGCACCGCGUGAUCCUGGGCACCCACACAUCGAACCAGGCGCAGAACUACCUGCAGAUCGCCCACUGCGAGAUCCCCGACUUCCGCACGCCUGACCUGUCUGAGGUCGGCGAGGACCGCGAUGAGGUCGGCGGUCACGGCCAUGCGAAACGGCCGUUCGACUUCAAGAUCGUGCAAAAGAUCAACCACCCCGGCGAGGUUAACAAGGCGCGGUACCAGCCGCAGAAUCCAGACAUCAUUGCGACCUUUUGUCCAGACGGCAGGGCGCUCAUCUUCGACCGUACAAAACACCCCCUGCAGCCAAAGGGCGAUGCCGUCCAAUUCGAGGCCGAGUGUGUGGGUCACGAAAAGGAAGGGUUCGCGCUUAGCUGGAGCCCCUUCCACGAGGGUCACUUGGCCACCGGUGGAGAAGACACCACCAUCAAGACAUGGGAUAUCAAGAGCGGUUUCUCCAAGACCAACAAGACCAUCAGCCCCACCGCCACGUACACCAUUCACACCGCGACAGUAAACGACAUCCAGUACCACCCCAUCCACAACCACCUCAUUGGUUCGGCGUCCGACGACCUCACAUGGCAGGUCAUCGACACGCGCAUGGAGUCGCACAAGACAGCGCUCUGGAGAAAGAUGGCGCACGAAGACGCUGUCAACAGCAUUGCCUUCCAUCCCGAGUGGGACUCACUGUUGGCCACUGGGUCUGCGGACAAGUCUAUUGGCAUUUGGGACCUCCGCAACUUCGAGAAGCCGCUACACAGCCUGCAAGCGCACAAGGGCGAAGUUAUGAGCCUGCAGUGGCACCCACAGGAUGCCUCUAUCCUUGCAAGCUCAGGCAAUGAUCGCCGCAUCCUGCUGUGGGACACCAGCAAGAUUGGUGAUGAGCAGACAGAGGAGGAGGCUGAGGACGGGCCGCCUGAGCUACUCUUCAUGCACGGCGGCUUCACAAACCGCAUCUGCGACUUCGACUGGAACAAGAACGAUCCUUGGGUCAUGAUGGGUGCCGCAGAAGACAACCAGCUGCAGAUCUUCCGCCCUGCCCGCAAGCUCGUUGAGCCUGUCCAACAAACUGUCAACCACGGAGAGGUUUCAGACUAGACUCUAAGUUGUGUCAAGCUUCUUGUGACUGACGUGCGGUCGCAGGCAGUAUCUACCAACGAGAGCUUGCCCGAUGUUCUGAGGGCUCCACCAAUGGGAGCACCUCUACCGCUGCAGGACUUUAAGCUUCGUCCUCGUCCACCGCCAGCUUGCACAGAGGAAACGCCCUAGACUCGCACGCACCGCUAGUUGGAAGGAAGAAAAAGGUGCCGCAAUGAGUUUGAUGGACGGAGCGGAUACAUGUAGCAUCGAACACAUGGAGGCGUUCGGCGCACAAAACGGAUAUCCAGAGCAGCGUCAGCUCUCAAUUGCAAUUGAAUCAAUUAUAACA
Messenger RNA from Didymella exigua CBS 183.55, 1732 nucleotides. Its product is annotated as WD40 repeat-like protein. Gene Ontology annotation, biological process: regulation of gene expression. The record is from RefSeq and is a predicted model, not a curated record. Gene Ontology annotation, cellular component: Rpd3L complex; cytoplasm; nucleus. Gene Ontology annotation, molecular function: histone binding. Lineage: Eukaryota; Fungi; Ascomycota; Dothideomycetes; Pleosporales; Didymellaceae. The transcript has 3 exons. Bases 97 to 1401 code for a protein of 434 amino acids.